Molecule: messenger RNA, 4196 nt
Organism: Gasterosteus aculeatus aculeatus (three-spined stickleback)
Lineage: Eukaryota; Metazoa; Chordata; Actinopteri; Perciformes; Gasterosteidae
Gene: sox1b
Product: SRY-box transcription factor 1b
Biological process (GO): brain development; neuron differentiation; negative regulation of transcription by RNA polymerase II
Cellular component (GO): nucleus
Molecular function (GO): RNA polymerase II cis-regulatory region sequence-specific DNA binding; DNA-binding transcription activator activity, RNA polymerase II-specific
Source: RefSeq, a predicted model, not a curated record
CAACUAUGGAAAGAAGAAAUCGAUCCGGGCACCACAGUGUCUUCGGAAGCUUUGGAAGGUGUCCGUCUAGACACACAAAUACUGUCAAAUAGCUGCUACACUGAAAUAUCUCCAUUGACUCCCCUCUGUGAGCGCUUUCUGUCGACCCACAUUCGUUCUCCUGCUGAAGCUUCCUUCUUCUCCUGCACGCUCACUUGUAGCUGCAGCGGAUCAAACAACACCUUCACAUAGCAACCAUUACUUCAGCCAGUGUGUGUUCACUGUGACAUUAUGUGUGUCUGCAAAAAGGGAUGAAUACAUUUCAUUGAUUCCCUCGGUUACAGAAUGCUGUUUCUUUAAAGUGUCAUCGCUACAAUUAAAAUCAGAAGGCCCGUUAUGUGUUGCUUCAUUAUUGCCUGGCUGCAUUAUUGCUUGAAUCAUUUUGUUAUUUGUUAUUCAAUCUGUCUUUAAGUGCGUGGGCGUGAAACCCACAGACAAAUGGACGCCACGUCAGUAAAAUGAAACAAAGUGCGAUCACUCGCAAGUUAUUAUUAUGCGAGACAUUUCUGUCAAUGCGCUAAAUUUGAUAUCCGGCCCGACGCCUGACUUGGAUCCGUGGCGGCGUUUCAAAGAUGCACCGUGCUCGCCUCUGCGUGUCCGAGUGAGAAGAGGCAGAAAGAGAGGAGAUUGUCACGGUGUGCGUGGAAAACACAUCCUACAAGCCACUUAAGCCAACCGGUACAAGGCAGCGAGAGGAGAAUCCAGCCCUGUCAGGACGCCAGUGGAGUUUAUCAGCUCGCUGAGAGGCGGGCGGCACCUGACAGAUGCCACUUGGGAGCAUAAUCCCAGAGGGCUGAAAAGAUCCUCCACAUGACGGGAAGCCAGUGAAGCAGGAGGACAGCCGAACACCAAAUGACAAAUCGCAAUGUGAAAUGGAAUAGAGCCCAAUUCCUCCUUCUUCACUGCACCAUAGUGCUGAAACAUGCACAGAAACUGACAUUAUGCUACAAAGUAAUGUGAAAUAUAAAGCUGCAGUGAAUCAUUUAUGAUUGAUUGAUUCUCAGAACAUUUACUGUUUUCAGUGAACCGUUUACAUUGUCUGUGUUCAUUUGUAUAUAUUUAUAUUUUUGACUUGAGCUCUAGGAAACGUCGAUGGGUACUAACAAGUAUUAAUCACAGUUUACCAAGGACAUAUUCAUUGGACAGCCGGUAAAAUAUGCAGAAAACCAGUAGUAGUUUGUAUCUCUGUUCACUACUUAAUAACGUUUAGGAUGUUUGUUUCAAAAGAGCAGUCUCUCUUUUACAAACUCAAUCAAAUCAAAGGCGGUCUCACAGGAAAACGGCUUGAUCAAGUGUCCUUGAUCCCUAUUUUAAGAACAGGAGCGUGGAAGCCGUCGUGGGGCCUAUUGAUGGCAGGCGGCCUGCAGCUGCAGGUUUAUGAUGUCCACAACAUGUUCCAUUAGUUUAUUCAAACGUCAUCAUUACAAAUAUAUUUCUAACGUGUAUUAUAGGAUUACUGUAGUUUCUCUCGCGGGUUAAAUCCCUCCCUCUUUUUCUCGUGCUCUCCAGCGGCUUUGGUGAAACAAACAAAAGGGGCCCUUUUGAAUGGCACGUGUUCCGGGCGUCAGUCACCUGUUUCCUAGCAACGGACACAACAGAAAAGCACCUGUGGCUCUGAAUAGGAGGCGGUGAAGCCCUUAUAGUUUGACAAAAAAAACAGGGGGAAAUUGAAAGAUAUGGGCAUUUUGAACCAUUUAAACGAGUAUGAAAGUAUGUAAUCUCAGAAUCACAUAUCCUAUUUCUGAUGUGGUGCAUACACACAAGCUUAAGAGCCUUUAUUAUUAGUGUGUUAUUACAAAGAGGUUAUCACCACAGUUAAAGGUAGUUUUUAUUAAAUGAUCGCCACAUUUAGCUUAUUCUUAUUUAUACCAAUUGCUGUUUCUCAGAUAAUGUCAUUAUUACCGUUAUCAAGUUAUAUUAGCUGCAUCUUUCUUAACGUUUUUAUUUUAUUUUACUAUGUUGACCCGUUGGACAAAUGCAAUAUGAUCUCGCACAAAGACAAGAUGAUGGGAAUUAAACUGUUCGCAUGCUGCGUAUGUUUUUCUUUUCGUUUCUUUUUUUUUUUUUUCGGGCUCCAUGCACAAAAAAAAGAUGACAGAGGGAGUCGUUUUUAGUUCUCGCGCUCCGACGUCACCAGAACCUCGAGCCCCUGCAUGCAAAUCACGUCUCCGCCGGAGCUCCUCCAUUGGCCGCCUCUCGCUCAUUUAGCUGCUGUCAGAGCGCGCGGCCCGAGCAGCUCCGGCAACUUUUCCCAGUUCAGCGUCACCCAAAGUGAGCGAGAACGAGCGGCUUCCAUCACUGUGGGCGCACGCUGGUCUGAUCGACAAGGAGGGGGGGGGGGAGAAGAAAAGGGGAACAAGUUGACCUCCGGGUGGAUUUGACCCUGAGGCUGCGGCUUCCUCGCGUCUCUGUCUGCGCGUCUUUUCACACUCGCCUGGUCGCUCUCUUGCUCGGAGGUUCAGCGGGGCCAGACUGAAUGAGUCUGGGUGUUUGACGGAGAAGCGUUGUCCUACCAAGACCAGGUGAAUGUACAGCAUAAUGAUGGAGACGGACUUGCAUUCCCCCGUGGUGCCCCAGACCAACCCGGCGAACCCGGGGGGACACGCGGGAGGAGCGGGCGGGGGGCCCGGCGGCAAAGUCCCGCAGGACAGGAUCAAGAGACCCAUGAACGCCUUCAUGGUGUGGUCCCGGGGCCAGCGGAGGAAAAUGGCCCAGGAGAACCCCAAGAUGCACAACUCCGAGAUCAGCAAGCGGCUGGGCGCCGAGUGGAAGGUGAUGACCGAGGCGGAGAAGAGGCCGUUCAUCGACGAGGCGAAGCGGCUGCGGGCCAUGCACAUGAAGGAGCACCCGGACUACAAGUACCGGCCGCGGAGGAAGACCAAGACGCUGCUGAAGAAGGACAAGUACUCGCUGGCCGGCGGGCUCCUCGGCUCCCCGGUGGGUGUCGGGAUGGGGGGAGGGCAGAGGCUGGAGAGUCCCGGCGGGGGCCACGUCGGGGGAAACGUGGGCUACGCCACGCACGUCAACGGCUGGGCGAACGGCGCGUACUCGGGCCAGGUGGCGGCCGCGGCCGCGGCGGCUCACGCGAUGAUGCAGGAGGCGCAGCUGGCGUACACGCAACACCCGGGCUCCGGAGGACACCCGCACCAUCACCCGCACCACCACCCGCACCACCACCCGCACCACAACCCGCAGCCCGUGCACAGGUACGACAUGAGCGCGCUGUCCUACAGCCCCAUCUCGAACUCCCAGGGCUACAUGAGCGCGUCUCCGCCGGGCUACGGCGGGAUCACCGGCUACACCCACCAGCACCAGAGCUCCGGCGUCUCCCCGGUGUCCGGGACGAUCGGAGGGACUUUGGGGUCCCUGGUGAAAUCGGAGCCCAGCGCGAGCCCCCCGGUGUCCACGGCGCGCGGACCGCCCCCGUGCCCCGCGGGGGACCUGCGGGACAUGAUCAGCAUGUAUCUGCCAUCCGGAGAGGUGGCGGGGGACGCGGCGGUUCACAGCAGACUACACGUGCUCCACCCGCAGCACUACCAGAGCAGCGGCUCCACUCCGGUAAACGGGACGGUUCCUCUGACUCAUAUUUAAAUCUCUUAAAUGUACUAAAGGCACUACAGACCACAACCAAAUAUUUAAACACUUAGAUGUGGGCGCAGACUGCUGAGGAAUUGUAAAUUAUAGGCGGCUACAGCCAUAAAAAUGCAAUCACUUUGAACAAACUUUUUUUUUAUUGUCGUUUUUAUUUUCUUUCAGUGAUGGAUUUUUGUCUGUCCGAGCUAAAGGAAAGCGCACCCGAUUUACUUUUGCUCUCUGGAACAGAGCAUGCCAAGUUUUGACACGAUUUAAAUUAUAAUCCGUGAAGGCUGGCGCAUUUUGAAGGUUAUUUUUUUCCCGACUUUUCUGUGGAGAAAAAAAAGGCACCAGCUGUGUGUUUGGAGGGUCCCGAAAACGUGUUUAAAGAGGGAACCGUAUAAUAAAUGGAGGGCGGUGUGGGAGACGUGUUAUAAACAAAAAAAGUUUCAAGGCUGCAAUUUAAAUUGAUUUCCAGUUUUAAUGCUUGUAAACAUGUGAGUCAGUCGGUGUAAUUUGAAUUUGUUUUGUUGUUGUAAAAUCUUGUAAAUUGUGAAUAAAUAGGCCUACUGAAAACUCUUUUA